Messenger RNA from Arabidopsis thaliana (thale cress), 2168 nucleotides. RefSeq names its product ethylene response factor 7 (gene ERF7). Gene Ontology annotation, biological process: regulation of DNA-templated transcription. Gene Ontology annotation, molecular function: DNA-binding transcription factor activity; DNA binding. NCBI's taxonomy places the organism in Eukaryota, Viridiplantae, Streptophyta, Magnoliopsida, Brassicales, Brassicaceae. The transcript has a single exon. The coding region runs from base 204 to 938 and encodes 244 amino acids. The record is from RefSeq and is marked reviewed. Gene Ontology annotation, cellular component: nucleus.
UAUUAAAUGAAAAUUCUUUGAGUAAAUUAUUUAGAAAAAAAAAAAGAGAAUUAUAAUAAUAAUUUCCAAUCUCUACCCUUUGUUCCUUCAUCUUCUUCCUCAUCUUUCUUCUCUCUUCAACAUUUUCUUCUCUUCUUCACACAAACACACACAGAUCUCUUCUUCAUCACAUUACUUCUGGCUUUACAUCUUUUUUCUUCUCCAUGAGGAAAGGGAGAGGCUCUUCCGUCGUUGGACCCGCCCUUCCAGUAACCGCCGGUGGAUCUGUGAAGGAGCCGAGGUAUAGAGGCGUUAGGAAGAGACCUUGGGGUCGAUUCGCAGCUGAGAUCCGUGAUCCAUUAAAAAAAUCUCGUGUCUGGCUCGGUACUUUCGAUUCCGCCGUAGAUGCUGCACGCGCUUACGAUACCGCCGCACGUAACCUCCGUGGUCCAAAGGCCAAGACCAAUUUCCCGAUCGAUUGUUCUCCUUCUUCUCCUCUCCAACCUCUCACCUACCUCCACAAUCAAAACCUCUGUUCUCCUCCGGUGAUUCAGAACCAGAUCGAUCCGUUUAUGGACCAUCGGUUAUACGGCGGAGGUAAUUUCCAGGAGCAGCAGCAGCAGCAGAUUAUUAGUCGGCCGGCGAGUAGCAGCAUGAGCAGCACCGUUAAAUCUUGUAGCGGACCGAGACCGAUGGAAGCCGCGGCGGCGUCUUCGUCGGUGGCGAAACCGUUACAUGCGAUUAAGAGAUAUCCGAGAACUCCACCGGUAGCUCCGGAGGAUUGUCAUAGCGACUGCGAUUCUUCGUCGUCUGUUAUUGACGACGGAGAUGAUAUCGCAUCUUCGUCUUCCCGCCGGAAAACGCCGUUUCAGUUUGAUCUUAAUUUCCCGCCGUUGGAUGGCGUUGACUUAUUCGCUGGCGGGAUAGAUGAUCUCCACUGUACCGAUCUACGUCUCUGAUUUGCUGCUUUACAAAAAAAAUCCGUUGAUUACACACAAAAAAAAUUCUCAAAUUUUACAAAAUGAUAACUUUAUGCUCUUUUGUUUUUCCAUUUUCCUUUGAUAUCAUAUUGAAAGAGAAAAAAAGGAAGAACAAAAAAAAAAGAUUGAGCGUGAUGAUUUUAUCAUCAACGAAGAUGAUGACGAUUAAAAAGAGAGAGAGAUUGUGUUAAGAUCUGUUACUGUAAGAACCAGAUCUGGGUUUCAUUUUUAUCUGUUUCUUCUUAUAAAAGAUCCAACAACCCUUUGUUACAUAUAUAUAACAUUCUGAAGCUGGUGAUGAUUUCUGAAUGAUUCAAAUCCAUUAUCUUUAGAUUUCUACUUAUUCAUAGAGUGUCCCCUGAUGUAAGUAGGAAGCUGCAUUUACAUAGUAUGUAACAGAACCACACAGGGCACAAGUAUUUGUUUGUGUUUUGUCUCUUGGCUUGAUCUUGAUCAAUUCAGGGUUUCUUCUAUUCAACAAGUAAAGCUUAGUGGUUCUCUGAGAUGGAAGCAAUAAAAAGAUGAAAGGAAGAAAGACGGUGAAGCUCCUUUGCUAUCUAAUUGGGUGAUUCGAAGAGGAAGUUAGAAUACUCAUUGUCAUUGUUAAGCCUCAAGUUUUCAUUCAUCAGCGAGGAGACAAGAAAGGCUUUCCCUUUUGUGUACCCAAUGAAUAUUUUGGAUGGUGAAGAACAUAGAGAUUAAGGGCAUGGUCAAUGGGCGGUGAGUGGUUUUGUUGUGAUCGAUAAAGCUCAAUGAGCACAGGCCAAAUCUUUAGGUUAAAGUUUGGUGGCUGAGAUGAUUGUUUUGAUCUUUAAGAGCUGUGGGUUGAGGUGGCAGAAUUCGUUGUGUGUUUGACCUUUUUGAUUUGAAUUUGCUGGUAGAGAGUUUUCCCAAUUUUGGUAUCUACUUUGCUUCUAUGCCACGGAUUCAGACAGUGAAUCUUUGUGUCUGAAGCAAAAACCGAGUAUUUUUUUACCGUUUUGGGGUAGGCUUCUUCUUAACUUAAAGUGGAAGUCAAAAGCAAUGUCUUGUUAUUUUCACUGUAACGAUUUAAGACAACUGAUCUCAAGUCGCUUUUCCUGUUUCGGUUCGUACUCUUAAUAAUCUUCUAUUAUUCUGGAGUUGAGAUUAAUCCACAAUGUUACUUUUUACUUUUACAACCUUUCGAGAAUUCGGUUGUUCGGCUUUGAAAUGAUAGUUUCUCUCCAA